This is a messenger RNA of Xenia sp. Carnegie-2017, 3531 nucleotides long. Its product is annotated as chromosome transmission fidelity protein 18 homolog. The coding region runs from base 115 to 2928 and encodes 937 amino acids. Lineage: Eukaryota; Metazoa; Cnidaria; Anthozoa; Malacalcyonacea; Xeniidae. The record is from RefSeq and is a predicted model, not a curated record. Gene Ontology annotation, molecular function: ATP binding; ATP hydrolysis activity. The transcript has 23 exons.
GAUAGCAGUGGCGGGAACUUUGUCAUGAAAACAUCUUUAUAAAUGUUUGUUGAGAGUUCGGUCUUAGAAACUUUAAAAUUUCUGUUGUGUACGGUGUAAAGUAUUUUACUUACAAUGGAGGAAGAUUGGGAAGCUCUAGCAUAUGAAGAUGACUUCGAAAGACGUUAUGCCGAUGAGUUGGAGCUGCUCAACGAAAUGGAAGAAGAGGAAAACAUCAAGACAAGGAAUCCUAGCCAUUAUACAUCAAGGAAAACAUUAGUUUUUGCUACGCCUGAUAAAUCUUCAAAGGUAUCAUUAGAGAAUCCCAACCAGUACAAGAGGGACAUUACAAGAGGAUUUAAACGCCAAAUUGAUAAGAUGUAUGACCUUUUGUCUAAUGAAGAAGAUAGUGAUGAUGCAUUAAACAGUAAUGAUCAUAUUUUGAAUUCAAGUGAAAACAAGCGAGUUAGACUUGAUUUAAAUACUGUUUCAACUAUUGACUCAGCUAACCGUACUUUUAAUGAAAAUGAAAGUUACCGUUCAACUACACAUUCAGUUAAUGCAAGGCCUAAAGUGUUUGCCAGGCCACUUAUUGGUGAAGAUUGUGUAUCAGUUACUGGAACAGAUGGAGGAAGAAGAGUGUAUCUUCAUAUUAAAAGAGAGGAAUCAAAAGAGAUGGUCAAAGCAAAGUUCUUGGAUGGCAAGACUCCAGUUAAUCUUCUUGGUGUUCCUUUUUCUGUUCUCAGAGAAACAAUUUAUGAAGAAAAACGUCUCAAAUUGCUUGAAGAAUCAAGAAAACUUACAGAAACAUUAAAUAAUGUUCUCACAGAUGAAUUAACGGGCAACAACGUGGAAAUGAUUGCAAAAGAACAGGUUCCUGAAAAAGAGCAAAUGAAAUCACUUUGGGUUGAUAAAUAUUCUCCUAGAUCAUACAUAGAAUUGCUUAGUGAUGAUGGCAUCAACAGGAAUUUGUUGACAUGGUUAAAACUAUGGGACGGUGCUGUUUUUGGAAAGGAGAACGUCAAGACAAGAAGGAAACAUGCUGAGAAAAUUCAAAAGAAGGAAAAUAAACGAAAACAUUUCAAUUAUAAAGAAGAACAUGAUGAAGCAAUGGAACUCGAUGUCACUGGACGACCAUCUCACAAGAUUGCAUUGUUAUGUGGUCCGCCUGGUCUUGGUAAAACUACAUUAGCGCACAUAGUUGCUCAACAUGCUGGAUACAAUGUUGUUGAAAUGAAUGCAAGCGACGAUCGUUCAGUGGAGGUGUUUCGAAAUAAGAUUGAGUCCACAACUCAGAUGCAGUCAGUUUUAGACUCAGGCAAAAGACCUAACUGCCUUGUUAUUGAUGAAAUUGAUGGAGCACCUACACCCGCAAUAAACGUUUUGCUCUCUUUGAUAAAAAAGAAGGAUGCAGACUUACAGAAAGCAUCCAAUGACGACAACACGCAGAAGAAACGGAAGAAACGACAUAAACACGUUAUUUUAUCUCGUCCGAUUAUAUGUAUUUGCAACGAUCCCUAUGUGCCUGCGCUGAGGCAACUUCGUCAACUAGCGUUUGUGCUGACUUUCCCUCCCACGAUGUCAGGCAGACUGGCUCAAAGAUUACUUGAGGUGUCGAGAAAGGAACUAUUUCAAACCGAUAUGUCUACAUUACUGGCACUCUGCGAAAAGACUGAGAACGACAUUCGAUCGUGUCUUAAUACUCUCCAGUUUCUUCGACAAAGGGGGAAAGUUUUAAGCAUUGAGUACAUCCAGUCAGAAAAUAUCGGUCUGAAAGAUAGUCAGAAGAGCCUGUUCUCUUUAUGGAAAGCGGUAUUUCAACUACCAAGGGCGAAGAACAAGCGGCUUGCCACGUUGAUCGAACCACUUAACGAACCUUCUCCGAUGUUACCCGAGUUUGGUUCUGAUGACCCCACGAGGGCAUCCGGUCUCAAAAACUCCGCGGCUACAUUUUAUAACUUGCUUCACUUGGUAUCAUCUAACGGCCAGUAUAACAAACUAGAGAACGGAAUUUUCGAAAACUAUCUUAGCAUGAAAUUCAAAGAUUCUUAUUUGAACCAGGUCGUUAUGGCGACAGAAUGGCUACAAUUCGCAGAUUUGAUCUCACAUUAUCUACAUGAACAUCAAAGCUUCAUCAUGAUGCGAUAUCAACCAUUUCUCCCCGUUCUCUUUCACACCCUUUUUGCUGCACCAACGCAACCCAAGAUAAACUAUCCAAGAUUAGCAUACGAGAAUUCACUAAAGGAGGCUCGGAUACGAAAUAUCAUUACAUCAUUGUUGUGCGAUGUAUCACCUCCCGUGAGAGGAGGCCUUGAUGUUCGAAAAAUUUCUGUGGAAGUGCUGCCGCUUCUGUUGCAUAUAAUCACCCCAACACUUCGUCCGAUCAACAUGCAGUUAUUCAGUUCUGAUGAAAAACAGCAAAUGCGUGACCUCAUCAAUACCAUGAUUACCUACAACAUCAACUACCUGCAAGAGAGGAACAUUGAGGGACAAUAUUCUUACAUCUUUGAUCCUAAAAUCGAGGAAGCUGUCAAAUUUCCUGGUCUGCCACAGCAUAAGCAGUUGACCUAUGCAAUGAAGCAGUUGAUCGCAAGAGAGGUUGGUUUGGAAAAGAUGCGCAUAACAGAAAAAAUGGUUUUCCGAAAAUCCCGCAACGAAGAGAAGGGGAAGGAUUGUAAGAAAGAGAAAAUUGAAAAAGAAAGUGAGUCACUAUCAGCGAGUGAUUGUCAGUCAGCUUCCGUUGUACUUCAUUUAAAGCCGAAGGAAUUGAAGUUAAAAAAACAGGAACAAGCUAAGGAUUUUUUUGGAAGAGCAAUUAUCACCAAUGAGCUUUCAGAUGAUGAAUCUCCUACUGACAGCACAAAUUCACAUUCUCCAUUUUGGUUUAAGUUCCAAGAAGGCUUUUCAAAUGCAGUUCGAAGACCAGUAAAAAUCCAGGACCUCCUCUGAUGAAGGCUUUAGUAAGUCAGCCUCGAUGACGAGUUCUUCAGCAUGGCAUUGAAUUAAACAAGUACUGUUGUUUUAGACAACUUUGUCAUAUUUUUCAGCAAACUGUUUGAAUCGUCGGAGAAAAAGUUUUCCUGUAAAUGCAAUUCGUCCAAACAAAAAGGUGGACGAAACAAUGAUAAUAUCUUCUGUAUGGAAUCAUCUUUGAGACGAUUUCCAUGCAGGCGGAGCUUGACUAAUGUUUCUUUGCACCAUUUUAGCAAGGGCAAAAGACUAUCUAUACUCGUUAUGCCAUUACUUCCCAUCUGGAGGUAUUCCAAUUUAUGAGUAGACGGCAAUCCUGCCAUUUCACUUAAUUUGUCACCAUGUCGCAUUAAAUUACAGCCAUUUAAAUUCAAAUGUUUCAAAGGUGAAGUGAUUUCCCUUAAGAUAUCAAGAAUAAUGUUACAGUAUAAAGCAGUCAUUGAUAAGUUAAGAUAGCUUAGAUUUGUGAACUUCUUGAAGUGUCCCCGGAGUCUACUACCUCCACGUACCCAAUUGCAUCUUAUGUUGAUACCAUUUAGUUCCUUGUUCUAAUAAUAAUAAAAUAACUCAUUAUUUAUGUUA